CUGAUACAAACGACUCCAACUCGACACUGGUGUACUUUUCGUUUCCUAGGGAGGAGUCAGACGAUAGUUUCUUUAUUAAAGUGACAUGUUUAUCAAAUUAACAGUAAUUAUACAACAUGUAUCGCUCCACGUAUCCAUAAUGUAGUAUAUGCACGUUGUUGACGUAAAGCUUUUGUUUGGGAAUCAGAUAAUUUUCGAUAAAAAGGAAAAGAUCGAAGGAAACUGACGGAACAGGAAGGCGGAACAAAAUCGCAGACUAAGUCGAAACAAAAACCAAAAGAGUGUCCAUAACAACAUUUCUGCACUGGUUGUUUACACAACCUUUUGACUGCUUCUAAUUCAACUGUAAAUAAUUCACCAGACGCAUUCAAACAAAUUGCCUGGCGCCACCACAUGCAACCAUGUCCAUGGCCCUGAAACAAGUCUUCAACAAAGACAGGACAUUCCGACCCAAGCGCAAGUUUGAGCCUGGGACGCAGCGCUUCGACCUCCACAAGAAGGCACAGGCGUCUCUGAACGCAGGGCUGGACCUGAAGCAGGCUGUACAGCUGCCCCACGGCGAGGACCUCAAUGACUGGGUGGCCGUCCACGUUGUCGACUUCUUCAACCGCAUCAACCUCAUCUACGGCACCGUUAGCGACUCCUGCACCGAUCAAAUCUGCCCCGUCAUGUCUGGUGGGCCAAAGUACGAAUACCGCUGGCAGGAUGAGCACAAGUACAAGAGGCCGACGGCUCUGUCAGCCCCCAAAUACAUGAGCCUGCUCAUGGAUUGGAUUGAGGUACAAAUCAACAAUGAGAACAUCUUCCCCACCAACGUAGGUACUCCCUUCCCUAAGACCUUCAUGCAGGUGGCUAAGAAGAUUUUGUCUCGUCUGUUCCGGGUGUUUGUCCACGUCUACAUCCACCAUUUUGACCGUGUGAGCCAGAUGGGGGCCGAGGCUCAUGUCAAUACUUGCUACAAGCAUUUCUAUUACUUUGUCACUGAGUUCAACCUCACGGACCACAAAGAGCUGGAGCCUCUGAAAGAGAUGACCUCUCGGAUGUGUCACUGAGGGAGCACAACUGGCCGGUCGACACACGCCCAGACGAACACAUCCGUCCAUCUAGAAGACUGCAGAACUAAAAGAACAAACAAAUUAAAAAAAGAGUCUAUUUUUAUAUUUAAGUACUGUAAUCUAUUUUAGCCUUAUACUGUAGGUUUGAACCUUGUCAGGUGAGGCAUUCUGUUCAUUUUAAGAAAAGUUUUCAAACAUGUUAUCGCAGUAUUAAGAGGUAUAUCUUAGUGUUGAUGUUUUUCUAUUUUAUUUGAAUCUCAAUCAUUCCAGGAUGCUUUUGUCUUUCGUGUGUCUAAACUUAUCUGAAAUUAGUAUGAUUUUUUUCUUACAUUCUAUCUAUAAAAUCACUAUGUUGUUUUUUCCAAAAUGAUCCUCUACUCUGUUAUAAAUUGAAUUUGGCAAUCAGUAUUUAAAUUAACUCUGAAUGGUGUACCUUUCCUUUUUAUCAUGCAGAUAAAGUAUUAUGUUCAAAUGUUACAAUAUAUUUGUUGUUUCUGUGAGUAUUUUCUAUAUUUUGGAGAACAUUUCAUAAAUUUAAAUAAAUGUGUGGCUUUGUACCAGCUAUAUAAAAGUUUGACACAUGUAUAAAUGAACUAAGAGUAAUGGCCUGCGGGUGACUCAGACAUUAUCUAGUCUGUGUCAUCGCACACGUUGGGCCACUGGCCACCAGGAAGGUUCUCAGAUGUCGAACCUGCAGGUGUUUGUUGCAGCUGAAGGUCACACGAGACUCAAACCUCACAUGCCAAAACUCUGGUGGCAGCACACGUUUAAAAGACUCAAUGUUAAAAUGUCCACUGGGUGGCGCCAGACACCAAAACCAAUUUGGAGUGAGGAAAUAAUCCUACAGUUUAAUGUUGUAAGCUUUAUGCAAUCUGCACAAUGUCCCAGUUAUUGUCAUGAAGAGGGGAGGUGGGGCCUUUCUAGACCUGAUUUGGGUUAAUGAUUUGAUUAAACUGGUUAUGUAAGAAACA
Molecule: messenger RNA, 2026 nt
Organism: Cyclopterus lumpus (lumpfish)
Lineage: Eukaryota; Metazoa; Chordata; Actinopteri; Perciformes; Cyclopteridae
Gene: mob3a
Product: MOB kinase activator 3A
Exons: 4
Coding region: 402-1052 (216 amino acids)
Biological process (GO): positive regulation of protein phosphorylation; signal transduction
Cellular component (GO): nucleus; cytoplasm
Molecular function (GO): protein kinase activator activity
Source: RefSeq, a predicted model, not a curated record